Molecule: messenger RNA, 1947 nt
Organism: Colletotrichum higginsianum IMI 349063
Lineage: Eukaryota; Fungi; Ascomycota; Sordariomycetes; Glomerellales; Glomerellaceae
Product: Ubiquitin carboxyl-terminal hydrolase 19
Exons: 1
Coding region: 1-1947 (648 amino acids)
Source: RefSeq, a predicted model, not a curated record
AUGGAUCAUCGGUUCCCAAUUACCCGCGACGAUCUCUUCAAUAUCCAGAUGGAUUUGAAGCAAAUCCAACUGGUUCAGAGUACCCAGGGCGAGAGACUUGCAAGACUCGAAAGACGCCAGGAACAAGAUGCGAGCCUCAAGUCGGUGUGGCAGCAGCAUCCGUUUCCUGGCGUCCUAGCCGGAACGCCCCAGCAAGGUAGUGUUUGUGUCCUGGAUACCGGUCGAAACCACCCAUUACUGACGUUGCAUGCACCAGGGCCGACCCAUAUAUCACCCAACGACAUGUUUGAUGAUUUUGACGAGCAAGGCCAGCAUUUGCUGAGCUCCCUUCACCUCGGUCCGGCUGAAGAAGAACCUACCCGCCGGGGUGCGGCGUCUCGAGCCAACAGCGUGCGAUUUGAUGAGAGUGCUUUAAGGGGAGCGGAUUGGUCUAGUCAAAGCAACCGCCACUCUGGCGAAUUUGGACCCCCGCGCCCGAGCAGCGGCCUGAUGAUGGAGAGGUCCUUGUCACACAAAUCGGACGGACGCCAUAGUUCAGCGGGCCAUUCUGUCCAUUCCUUUCAUUCCGUGGCAUCUGGCCGAGCCAGCAGCCUGGGUCUGGAUACCAACUUCAUGGUUAGCAGCCACGAGGAUGACUCUCCUCUUGACAUGCCCGAGCCGCCGCCAGGACUGUUCUUUCUGGGAUCCGUCCCAACCAUCAUUCGAUGCUGGCUUACGACCAACUUUUGCCAUGACACGGUUCUGUACGCCGACUUGUGCACGGGAUCACAAAAGUCCGUGGUGGACUACUCUGUCAUCAAGGACCUUGGCUUACUGGACGAGAUUCAGCGCGAUGUGGACAGCACGUAUAAGAUCCGACUUUCUGUGUACUUGGUCGAAGCGACCGUUUCCGAACGAAGCAGCCGGCCUUCGAGUCCAGGACACCAGAUGCCUAGCCUGCUGACUACCUUUGAGGUGUCCGGCAUGGACCAGCCCGAAGGAGCCGAGCCGAGAAGGGGCAUCCAGAUCUUUAUCGGCAGCGACACCCUCAGGGCCCACCAGGCCGAUAUUCUCUUGUCACAGAACCGCAUGUGUCUCUAUGGAAGCGAGCGCGAAAAGCUAUCAGUGCCGUUCGUGCGUCCAGAGGACGAAGGUGCCUUUAAGCACAUCAGCACAAUCAACUUCAUCCCGGAGAAGCCUCGGCUUAACGCCAACGCCGCGCCAUUCGUGUCUGGGGAUCCGCGACCACAGGCCUCGACGACGCACGAUACAUUGGACCACAGCGUCUCAAGCGUGCAGCCUGAAGAUGCCGAGUCGCAGGGUCCCUUGUCUCCCAUGGAUCCUCACUCUGUACCCAACAAGUCGAUUGGAGCAAGCAACCUGUCUGAAAGUGGCGGGGAGAGUGAGAGACCAGGCAGAGAUCACACCAGCGGGUCUGAGUCAGGGGUGAGAGAGCUUUCGACUGCGUACAACACCUCAGCCAGCACAGACGGCAGCCGACGUGAGUCCGCUGGUGGCAUAUGGGGCUCGUGGCGUCAGGGCACUUCGGCGAACGGCAGCGAGAACGGACAGCGGGAUGCCAAUGGCCCAUUGAGCGGCUACCAGCCUGCGGGCCGCGCAAGUCGGAACAUGAAGGUGUUGAAGCCCCUGAAAUCGGGUUCAUCAUCCUCGUCUGCCCGAACCGGUGCCGCUUACGAGCCGCCACCAGUGCCUAGGACCAGCGGCGAACAUCGCCGAAAGAGUCAAGUCAGUGUAGCGGCGGAGAGCACACCCCCCGCAACAACAGUCCGUUGGGAGCCCAAGCGGACAGUCAGCAGCGUCAGUAGCACAGCGGAUACCAAGGCCCAGCGCGAGACGAAGAGCGCGGGCCCGCCUCUGCCGCGGUCAGCGAACCCCAUUGGAGGUGCAUCCGCAUUCUCGUGGAUGAACCCGGCUGGCAAAGCAAAGCCUACAGCAACGGCCGAGUAG